Messenger RNA from Linum trigynum, 4219 nucleotides. The record is from the annotation of a GenBank genome assembly. Lineage: Eukaryota; Viridiplantae; Streptophyta; Magnoliopsida; Malpighiales; Linaceae.
CAUCUCCUUCUUCGCAGCCCCUCUUCUGCGCUGUGCUUGAUCGCCUCAUCUUUUGCCAGUACUUGUUAGCUCCAUUGCUGAGGGGUUAGGGAAAGAAGAGAAAGCUCCUUUUGCUCCUCAGCAGAUGCCAUUCUAGCUUCUUUUUUUCCCCCCUGAUGCCCGGUCAUCUGGUGCUAAUCUGCCAUGGCGUCUCAAACUUAUUUUGGUUCUUCGAUCGAUAUAGUGUUUGGCGAUUGUUAUUUCUGUUUUUUUAUUUGGUGGGGAUAUGGUUUGUGAUUUCUCAGUGAUGAUAAUUAUCUAUAGAUGACGAGUCCGAUUAUCCAUUCAAAACCCUGACGACAAACGAGGCAUUUGUCUGAGAGGAAUCCAUAUCCAUGAUCCCACAAAGCCAAAAGAAAAUCCACCCUUUAAAGCUUUUUUUUUUGUAACGAUUUAAACUUUGAUCUUGUUUUGUUUUGGCAGUGGUGAUGAUAGAGUUUCUGUCUUAAUUUUACCACAAUGUGAUGAUUCAUAUCUCACCUCCUACUCAUUCUGAACUGCCUAUGAAUCAAAGUUUGUACAACAGUUUUUACACUUUUGCACUCUGGUUUUUUAGUUUUAAUGUGUAGACCCUGUUUUCUAAGGUCGUCUUUUCGAUCAAAUAAAGGAUCUCAUUUGUGUAAUUAAUCCUUUGCUGUCUCUCGGUCGUGGAUUAGAUGGUGAUUAUCUCUGGAUUGAUGACCUUUGAGUAAUCAGAAGAAUGGCGUGAAAGGGUUUUGGGUAUGAUGUAAGACCUUGACGACUGAAAACAUGUUUACAAGGACAAUUAAAACUCAGUUUACCACAAACGUUGAUUAUGCAGCAAUGAUGAGAAUGAUAUAACUCAAAUCUGAAUUGAGGUCAAAUAUUAUUUUGACCGGUGAUUCUAUUUCAAGCACUUUUGAGCUGCGAGAACCUGUUCUUAUCUAUUCAGAAAUUCUACUCACUAAUUUUACUAUAAAUAAAGACUAACUCAAUAAAUACAUCAAGGCCUAUUAGCUCAGCUGGUUAGAGCGUCGUGCUAAUAACGCGAAGGUCACAGGUUCGAGACCUGUAUGGGCCAAUUGUUUUUGCUGAGAUGACUAUUGACUACCCUGACCUUUCCUUUUGUUUUGGUGGAACCAUUUUUAAUUUCCAUUCCCUCACAGCCAUAAGAAUGAAGAAAGAGUCCUAGCUGUGGCCUGUGGGUCCUCUCUUCUCAUUUCAACCACUCUGGAACCUAGAAAUGAGAGAGUAUCUCUGAGCAGUGAGCUCUAAACAUCCCAAUAUAUCACUGCCCAUGUGGCAGCCUCCAUUACCAGUACCUUUAGCUCCAUCAACCAAUAGCAUUCCACUCUUAUCCUAUCCCCUUAUCCUUGCUCUUUCUCACCUCCAUAGCCAACCAACUUAACUCCUCUUCCCCACCUCAUCUCAAAACACACAAAAAUUCUCUCCCUCUGCCUUCUAUUUCCACCCAUCAGAGAUCCCCAGUGGUGGGUUUUUUUCCCCCCACACCUGUUUGUGGCUCAACCAUGGCAGCCUCACUUCAAGCUGCAGCAACUCUGAUGCAACCCACCAAGGUGGGAAGGAACUCAUCCAACAGCCUCGUUCAGUUGAGAUCUUCUCAGUAUGUGUCCAGGGCCUUUGGAUUGGAGCCAGCUGCCUCUGCUAGAGUCACCUGCUCGCUUCAGUCUGAUCUCAAGGAGUUGGCCCAGAAGUGUGUCGAUGCCACCAAACUUGCUGGCUUUGCUCUUGCCACCUCUGCUCUUGUUGUCUCGGGAGCAGGAGCAGAAGGAGCGCCGAAGAGGCUAACCUUCGACGAGAUCCAGAGCAAGACCUACAUGGAAGUGAAGGGCACCGGCACGGCCAACCAAUGCCCCACCAUCGACGGCGGAUCCGACGCCUUCUCCUUCAAAGCAGGGAAAUACCAGGCCAAGAAAUUCUGCCUCGAGCCCACUUCCUUCACUGUCAAAGCCGAAGGCAUCAGCAAGAACUCCCCAGCUGAAUUCCAAAACACCAAGCUCAUGACCCGCCUCACCUACACUCUCGACGAAAUGGAAGGCCCCUUCGAGGUCUCCCCCGACGGCACGGUGAAAUUCGAGGAGAAAGACGGCAUCGACUACGCUGCCGUCACCGUCCAGCUCCCCGGCGGGGAGAGGGUCCCUUUCCUCUUCACGGUGAAGCAGCUGGUGGCUUCUGGAAAGCCAGAGAGCUUCAGCGGCGAGUUUUUGGUGCCCAGCUACAGAGGUUCCUCGUUUUUGGACCCUAAGGGCAGGGGAGGGUCGCAAGGGUAUGAUAAUGCGGUGGCGCUGCCCGCCGGCGGGAGAGGGGAUGAAGAAGAGCUGGCGAAGGAGAACGUCAAGAACGCGGCGGCGUCGAAGGGGAAGAUUACAUUGAGCGUGACCAAGAGCAAGCCGGAGACAGGGGAGGUGAUUGGGGUUUUCGAGAGCGUUCAGCCGUCGGACACCGAUUUGGGCGCCAAGGCGCCCAAGGAUGUGAAGAUUCAGGGGGUUUGGUAUGCUCAGCUUGAUUAAGUAGGGAGAGGGUGAGAGGUUGUUGAUGACGAAUCUGCAAAUGUUUGAAACAGAGAUUUGAAACAGAGACUGCCCUGUUUUUUUUCUUAAUGUGUCAUUUUUUUUCGUUUUGUAUAUUAAAAUUUGCCGUCGCGGUUUAAGAAGUAAGACGCACAUACCUAAAGUUUCCUAAUUUACGAAAGGUUCUCUAAAAUCGUAAUGAGGGUUCAUUAGGAAUGCAAACACAAUUGAGCCAAACUAUUUUCAAUCCAAAUCUCAUAGGCUACUCUUUUACAAGUUGUAUACUAUGAAAGACGAUAGCUGAGCUCGAAUCUUCAAUGUGUAUUCUCAAAAUAAUAUUCGUCAUACUCUUAAAGUGUAUUCAAAAUCUAAGGAAAAAAUCCAAAAGUACCACUGUUUAAAAAAAAAAUCCAAAAAUACCACCUUUUUUAAAAACCGCCUCCUCACCCUGCGGUUUACAAGAAAACCUUUGGGGAGGGGCACGGUUUUCUAUGCAAACCGCUGGGCUAAGGGGCGGUUUUGGAAACCGGACCAAACCGCUGGGUGGGGAGUGCAAAGUUACGUUCGUUUAAAGUUUCGGUUUUCUAUGCAAGCCGCAAACGGUAUUCAAGAUCUCGAAAAGUUAUUCGGAUUAAAAAAAAUCGCUACGAUCGGAUACCCGAGUGUAAAGUUAUGUUAGUUUGAAGUUUCGGCCGAAGUUAGGAGUUGAUCGGAAAAAAAAAAUGGACCAAACCGCUGGGUGGGGUGGCGGUUUGGUCCAAAACCGCCGCCCACCCAGCGGUUUGGUCCGGUUUCCAAAACCGCCCCUUCGCCCAGCGGUUUGCAUAGAAAACCGUGCCCCGGCCUAGCGGUUUUCGUGUAAACCGCAGGGUGUGGUGGCGGUUUUUGAAAAAGGAUGGUAUUUUUGGAAUUUUUUGGGAUUGAGUGGUAUUUUUGGAAUAUUUUUUUAAACAGUGGUACUUUUGGAUUUUUUCCAAAAUCUAAUGAGUGUUUGAACCAUUCUUGUUGAAUCAAGUAUUUGAUUAACUCUAUGAUCAAUCAAAAUUAAUUUAACAAAGAUUACAUGGCCGAUACGUAUCAAUGCGAGACAAUGGUGACUGAAAAUGCAUAAUUGUUUUUUUUAUUAUUAUAAUGAAAUGCAUAAUGAUUCUUAGGAAAGCAAUUUACUCCAUAUUUGUAAUCGACAUAAAUUAUUUUGGAACUCAUGAUUAUGGACCCGAAUCCCUUAGUAUGAAGCAUUUUCUUGGGAAAAUAAAACUUCCAUCGAAGAGAAGCAAAAUGAAAGGCUUUCAUAAAAAUUCUCGUAGAAUCGAGAAUGAAGUUUUCAUUCUGCCUUCAUCCUGGUCAUGGAUAGAUCACCCAGGUUCGGGUCCAUAAGCAGUGACAAUUACCCUAUGAAGACCGAAAAUCCAAACGUGUAAUAAUUUUUACUGACAAUCCACAAAAUACUGAUAUUUAUAAUAAGAACAAAGAAACAACGAGGAACUAAGAAGAAUGGUUGGGACAACAAAUAUCCAUCUCGUUGGUACUUUGGAUACCUGUAUAACCAUCGAAGACUGUUGAAGUGCCUAAUUCCGUAAAAUUAAAUGGGCGUUGAGGACAAAGAAAUUGUUGGAGUUAACUUAACAUUUUUCGUUAUUCACAACAAUCAGAUUUUCGUCGAGACAUAAUAAAAGGCUCUAUAAGAG